AUGAAUUCCAGUGGAAAAGGAUGUGGCGAUUCAUCACAGCUUGCUGCCAGCAGUGACGGUGAUUCCAUCAAAGUUUUUGUACGUGUGCGACCUCUGACCCAGAGUACUGGGCUGACCACAGAUGGAGACCAGAAGCUGUGUCUCACUGUCACUUCACCCAACACUAUCCGUCUGCUGUCCAAACCAGAACCUCGUACCUUCACGUACGAUCAUGUUGCUGACAUGGACACAUCUCAGGACUCAGUAUUUUCCAGUGUGGCGAAGAAUAUUGUUGAGUCUUGCAUGAAUGGAUACAAUGGGACUAUAUUUGCCUACGGACAAACAGGCUCAGGGAAAACAUUUACCAUGCUUGGACCAUCUGAGUUGGAUAACUUCACCGAUGACCUCAGGGGGGUUAUCCCUCGAAGCUUUGAGUAUCUGUUUUUUCUCAUCAACAGAGAAGUGGAAAAGUCUGGCCAGUCCAAGAGCUUCCUUUGCAAAUGUUCAUUUAUUGAGAUAUAUAAUGAACAAAUCUAUGACCUUCUGGACACUGCAUCAGCCUGCCUUUUCCUCAGGGAGAACAUUAAGAAAGGCUUGUUUGUUGAGGGAGCCGUGGAGAAGUUUGUCAACUCAGCUGCUGAAGCCUACCAGGUGCUGUCUAUGGGCUGGCGUAAUCGACGCGUGGCCUCCACCUCCAUGAACAGAGAGUCCUCAAGAUCUCACGCAGUGUUCACCAUGACUUUGGAGUCAAAAGAGUCCAUCAAUGAAGUUGUGAACAUCCGAACGUCUCAGUUGAAUCUUGUAGAUCUGGCAGGUUCAGAGAGGCAGAAAGACACGCACACAGAAGGCUCCAGGCUCAAGGAGGCCAGCAGUAUCAAUCGUUCCCUCAUGUGUCUCGGUCAGGUGAUCAUGGCACUUGUUGAUGUGUCCAAUGGGAAGAACCGCCACAUCUGCUACAGAGAUUCUAAACUCACCUUCUUGCUCAGGGACUCUCUUGGAGGAAAUGCAAAGACUUACAUCAUAGCAAACGUUCACCCUGGUUCAAAGUGUUUUGGAGAAACACUGUCCACCCUGCAGUUCGCUCAGAGAGCAAAGUUGAUCAAGAACAAGGCCAUCAUCAAUGAAGACACACAGGGAAAUGUGAGGCAGUUACAAGCCGAGGUGAAGAAGCUGAAGGAGCAGCUAGCACUGGCACUAACGUCUCAGACAGUCGACUACAUAAGAGAUGUAGCUCCAGGAGGACCUGAACUCCCCAAAGCUCCAUCCGCAGAACUUCAACAUGAUGUCUCAUAUAGAGCAAAGUUCAUGGCUGCUGUUCGUCUGUGGAGGAAGCGAGAAGAGGAGAAGAGGAUUCUGCGGCAGAAAGUGUCUCAGCUUGAGGAGGCCUGGACCCAGAAGGACAAGUACAUCCACUCCAGCCGAAUGAUCAUCAGAUUUCGCGAAGACCACAUCUGUCGACUCGAGAAAAAAUUGAAGGCGGAACAAGGAUUAUUGUCUGACAAAGAAUCUGAGACUCUGAUCGACCAACUGAAAAAGGAGAUAAAGAUCUUGACAGAUCAGGUUGACCAUCAUCCAAAGAUGACUCGAUACGCUGCGGAGAACUUCAGCCUCAGAGAGGAGAACCGCCAACUUCGUUCUCUUGAAUCGGUGGUCAAAGCUGAAGAGUUCACAGUCCAGGUUUCUGCUGACCUGGAGGAGGCUUUCCAGAGAGCUCUGGAGACUGAAAGACGCACAGAGACUCCAGGAGCCUCUUCAACCACUGCGCCUGUAGACAGUGCCUCGGCAGCCACGAUCGAGAAGCUGAAGGCUCAGCUGCUUCAAAAGCAGUCUGACCUAACAGGCGCCCUUCAUGCUUUCGAGGAGUACAAAGAAGUCACCAAGAAACAGAUGUCUCAGCUGGAGUCUGAGAAAAGAUACCUGAACAAGUCCAACAGGCAUUUGGAAAAUAUAUUGGAAGCCAAAAACGCUCAGAAAACACAGGAGGUGUCUGAGCUGAAUAGAAUUCAUGUAGAAACUAUAAAGAGUCUCACCACACCCACCAAAGCAUACAACCUGCGGACCCGUCUUGUGCCUCUCUCCAGCCCCGAACAUCUGAAUGGGAAAGACGCAGAUGACAUUUGGACCGAGCCGCCUCCUUCAGACAUGACUGAGAUGGCCCUGACUGAGGAACUCCGUCAAGUGCAGGAUCAAGUCAGCCGUGUCCAGACACAGUUUAAUGAGGAGGAGCUGAAGAACAGCAAGCUGUUGGAGCAAAUCGCAAAGCUUGAGGAGCAAAUCGCCAUGAUGUCACAAGAGUCUGACCGCAGGGAUGAGCUGCUUUUGUCCGAGCAAGCUAACCAUAACCGAGACCUGCUGAAGCUGCAAGAAACUGUCAGUGAGCUGCAGCAGAGCCAUCAGUCUGAACUGCAAGCUGCAGAAGUGCUGAGGAGUGAGAUCCAGGAUCUGCGCCUGGUGCUGCAGUCAUCCGAUAAGGAGCUGGCCGCUGCGAGGAACGAGCUCAGUGGAAGCCAGAGCGAGCACCAGAGAGAGACGAGCCAACUGUCCAACAGUCUGAUCAGCACUCAGCUGCAGCUCGACAAAGUCCAGCUGGAGUGGGAGCAGAUUCUGGAGCAGCACCGGACUCUGCAGGAUUCAUUUGACCAGCUCCAAGCUGAGGCCAAGUUUGAGGCUGAUCAGGCAAGACAGCAGCUGCAGGACAGGCAGCAGGAGACUGAUGAUCUGAAGGCAAAGCUCACGGAAGUUAGCAGUUCUCUUCAGAAUGAACAAGAACAUACAACCAUUCUGAUCUCCCAGUUAAGAGAAAACAAAGAGAGUACAUCAAAAGAGCUUAUUGAAAUGGUGGAGGAGAACAAACAGCUUAAAAAACAAAUCUCAGACCUGACGGUGCAAAAUCAACAACAGGCAUCUAAAAUUGUCGAUCUUGACCAAGAUGUAAACUCUGCAAAGGAAACGAUAAAAGGCUUGGAGCAGAAGACUGAACAAGACAAAGAUGUUGUUUUAGACCUGAUCAACCAAACCAGAGACCUCCGCAGUGAACAGAGCCAGAAGGACCAGACCAUUACCCACCUGUCUGGGGACAUCAAAGACAUCACCGUCAAGUACAAUGCUGCCUGCCUUGAAAGGGAGGAUUUCCGGGAGCAAAACUCUAAGAUGCAGGCAGAAAUCUGUGACCUGAAAGAGACUUUAGAGAGGCGGGUAGCAUCCAACACAAUAGAGGUGGAGGUGUUGCAAGAGGAGGUUGUUUAUGCCACUGAGGAGGUCGACAGACUCACAAAGGUCUUAGACGAGCAGAACAGCCUCCUCCAAGCAUCUCAAGAGCAAACAGCCAAGAAAGACAUCAUGAUAAAGAAUCUACAGCAGAAGGUGCAACAACAGCAAGAAGCUGUUGAAAGAACUAUCAGAAAUGGAGGUUUCAAACCCCUCGAAGUCACACCGAAAUCAUUACCUCGGACUCCCCGCACUCCAGGAAGCUUCAACAGGGACCUGACGCAGGUGCUGGAGAACCAGGAGAGGGAGCUGGAGAACCGACGCUCCUCCAUGAUGACCAUGGAGAUUCUUUUAACGGAGCUGAAUGCUGAGAGGGCUGCAAAGAACGAGGAGAUUCAAAGACUUAAGAUGCAGCUGAAUGAGAAAGAGAUGGUCCGGAUUGAGAUCCAGGCUUUACUCGACCAGUUUUACACCAAGAGCCAGUCGGCACAGAAUGGAAACAACAACAGUGAGGAGUUGAAUGCAGCCCUCAAGCAAACAAUGAAUAAAGAGCUUCAGGAGGAGAGAGCAGAGAAGAAUAAUAUAAUGCAGAAACUGUCUGAUACUCAAAAACGACUGCAAGCACAGGAGUCGAUGUUGGGCCAGUCUCAAACCUGCGUUCAGGAGCUGACCACCGAGCUGAGGAACCGCUGUCUGGAGCUGAGGGAGCUGAGCAGCAGGGUACAGGAUGAGGAGAAACUGCUCCAGGAGAACGAGGUUCUCCGUAGGCAGAAUGUUCAGCUGUCAGAGGAGAACGGGAAACUUGUGGGGCACAAGAACCACAAACAGAGGAUCGAAUAUCUGGUGAAACUGAAAAAGGAAAACACCAAACUUCAAGAGGAAAAUGAAAAGCUCAGAACGGAGAUGCUCUUAAUGAGGGACAACAGUGGAUUUCCGCCAUUUGAGAUGACAUGAAUCCCAGAUUGUUUGAGGGAGGUGAAUUUGCACCUUUCCCAGUGAAAAAUGUAAUAACAAUGAUUUGACUUGAUUUUUAUAGAAAAUAUUAGUUUUUUUUAACUGGACUCAGUUGGCCAAUUCAAUAGGAUUUUAAGUACAAAAACAUUUGUUAUUCUUUUCUUUUUUAAAUUUAUUUCAUUCAGGGAAUGUCCGGUAAUUAAUUUGCUCAUGUAUAUAUUUUUAUACCUCUGACAAAGUUACUGUAUGCAUACUAUACAUACUGUACCUGUACAUUGACCUGCUGCUACAGCAGCUCUGACAGACCAGCUGUGAGUUUUUUGGAUGUACAUGAGUAUAACUAGACACAUUGUUCUCAGACUACAGUGAAAUUACAACAAUACUGCAUAUCAUUUUAAGGUGAAAAUUAACAUUUUAAUGUUCAUUUUUAGGUGCUUAUAUCUCUGCUGGGAUUGCUGAUCAUAUGGGUAGUAUGCAUGGUUUUUAGUUUGUUGUAUUUUUUUUUUUACAUCAUACUGAGAUGUAUCGCAUUGUCUUUUUAAAAUUUGCAUAAUGAGCCUUUCCCUUUUCCUGUAAAACUGUAAUUAAAACAACUUUUUGCAUAAUGAA
Messenger RNA from Centropristis striata (black sea bass), 4749 nucleotides. It is a transcript of the gene kif15, whose product is annotated as kinesin family member 15. Gene Ontology annotation, molecular function: microtubule motor activity; microtubule binding; ATP binding. Gene Ontology annotation, biological process: microtubule-based movement. The record is from RefSeq and is a predicted model, not a curated record. The transcript has 35 exons. The coding region runs from base 1 to 4140 and encodes 1379 amino acids. NCBI's taxonomy places the organism in Eukaryota, Metazoa, Chordata, Actinopteri, Perciformes, Serranidae.